UUGAGAUUUUUACACCUCAUGUCAAAAUUGACACCUUUUUUACAUUUUUAUCCAUACACGGUUUUUUAAACUUUUUUAACUUUUACAUUUUUCAAUUUUACUUUUCAAAAAGUUUAAUAAUUACAAUUUUACCUUUUCCCUUCUUCCUUACACACGUACACGCACGCCACCUCAUAACUCCUUUCUUAUUUUUUUUUUUUUGAAUUUUUCAUUUAUCUGAUUCUUCCACUCUUCAAACCGAGCUUCCCACGAUCACCAUUAUCAAGCCCUAACCAAUUUCUUCUUCCCACGAUCACCUUCUCCAAGCCCUCACCCACGUUUUCCUCAACCUACAUUGUCAUCCUCCACUAUAUUUUCUCUAUAUAAAUGGCAACCACUAGAAGUGGUUCGAAAUCACCAUCUCCGGCGAAGAAAGUUUCUUAAAAAUCGAAGAAGGCUCCAACUGUUACUUCCAAAGUCGAACCUAAGAUGGGGUUAAAAAAAAUUGCUAAAAAUUUAGUGGCUGAUGUUCCAGAGACAUCGGGCACUAAGAAAAGAGCCCCUCCUGUUAAAGUCGAUGCUCCUAAGACUAAGAGAGCAAAAAUUUCCAAGUCUGCACGCGAUGUUUCCUCAGAUUCUGAUUUUGAGGAUGAAGUGCAUGGUGAGGACCAAAAGCCCAAAGUUGAAUCAAAGGUCCAUGCUAGGACCUCAGUGAAGGUUGAAGGAUUUGACCUACCAAAGAAAAAUCCCCCUAAGGUGUCCUUUUUUAAAAAAAAAAAUUAUUUUUAUUAUUUUUAUUAUUUGUUUUCUGUUUUUUUUUUAGUUUUUUUUGUUUUUGUCCUGAUUUAUUUUGUUUAUAUUGAUACAGGAAUGGGAUUAUAUUUAUGACCAGAAGAAUCUAUUCAUUGCGAAAGCCUUUUCCACUGCUACUUUCCAGGUGAUAGAGAACAUUAAGUCUUGUCUUUCAGAUGUACCGCUUGAAAUGUUUUCAAAAACCUGUUUUGGUCAUUUCCUUAACCUUCCCGAUUUUAAAGUUCAACCCCAAGUGUUUCAUGGGUUGUUGCUCCGGGAGGUUCAGCAACCUAAUGAUGCUGAGUUGUGGGUAAUGAUACGCGGUGUUAGGCUUAGGUUUAGCAUUGAGGAAUUUGCAUUGAUUACUGGGUUAGACUGUGAAGGUGACUGUAGUGUCUUAGAUUUUAAGCAAGAGGUUAAUAGUCUUUGUGAAAGAUAUUGGCCAACUUCGUCUUCUAUCACUAAGGAAUCUGUUAGGGAAUGUUUUACCACCAAGAGGUGGGGUGAUUCUGAUGAGGAUGCUGUGAAGUUGGCAGUUUUGUAUUUCGUGGAGUGGUUCUUGCUUAGUGGCACUAAGCAUAAAAAUGUACCCAAGUCUAUUUUAGAUGUUGUAGAUAGUGGGAGGUACAAUGAAUUUGCUUGGGGCCGAAGUUCUUUUGAAUUGACUAUUUCCUCAUUGAAGGGUAAGCUUGAUAGUUGGGUUGAGGGUGUUAGGAAGGCAAGGAGUUCGGGAAAGAGGUCGAGUGUUUUUUACACUUUGAUUGGUUGUCCUCAUGUUCUUCAAGUUUGGUUCUACGAGUGUUGUAAGUACAUGAAAGGUAAGUACUGCCAAAAGGAAAGCUCUCGUAUUCCAAGGAUCACUCAGUGGACAUGCAAUAGUCAACCUACUUUCAAAGUUUUGAAGACUACUAUCUUUGAUGUUUCCAAAGAUAAGCUGCAACUUUCAAAUAUGAGGCCCACGGCUGGUGAGUUCAAAGCUUUGAAACUGAGCAGUUUCAAGUUCGACACCGACUACAACUCUUACAAGAGUCUUCCUCUUCCCGAAGAGCCAACUGUUGCUCAGAGUGACAUUUCUGUCAAGCUUGAUGCCUUUUCUGAGAAAUUUCAUGGGUUGGAGGUCAAGAUCGAUUCGUUGCAUACUUCCCAACAGAAGAUUUCAUCUGAUUUGGUUGAGUUGAAAGAGUUUGUGUCUGCACAGUUUGUUUCUUUUGGUGCUCAGAUGGCUCCAAUGCAGACACAGUUUUCUACUGUUUUUGCCGAUUCCUAUGCCAAGGUAUUUUAGUUUUUCAAUAGUUGUUUUUCGGUUUUUUUUAAGUUGUUUUAUACUAAUUUAAUUUGUAAUUUCAAUAUAGGAAAAAGGCAGUGACUCUUCCAAUGAUGAUGAUGGAGGUGGUGAUGAAGCAGAUCUUGAUUUAAAUGAAUCUGAAGAAACUGAUGAAAAUGAAGAAGAGAAUGUUAUGGGUGAUGAAGAAGGGGAGGGUAGUGAAGGUGAAGAGAAGGAUGGUCAAGCCGAUGAAGAUUCUGACUCAAAAGAAAAAAAUGAUAAUGGCAGUGAUGAUGAAUCCACUGAUAGUGAGGAGAAGGUAGAUAAGUAGACAAUGUAACUAGGUUUUAGUUACUUUGUGUGGUUUAUUUUGUUGUAAGUCCGUUUUAGGUAGUGCUCUUGUAAUUCUAUGUUAUUGUUAUGUCUCUUGUUAUGUUUUAUUUUUCAGAAAUUUGCAACUA
Messenger RNA from Cannabis sativa, 2496 nucleotides. RefSeq lists its product as uncharacterized. The record is from RefSeq and is a predicted model, not a curated record. The coding region runs from base 962 to 2053 and encodes 363 amino acids. Lineage: Eukaryota; Viridiplantae; Streptophyta; Magnoliopsida; Rosales; Cannabaceae. The transcript is spliced from 4 exons.